Molecule: messenger RNA, 3561 nt
Organism: Fopius arisanus
Lineage: Eukaryota; Metazoa; Arthropoda; Insecta; Hymenoptera; Braconidae
Gene: iPLA2-VIA
Product: calcium-independent phospholipase A2 VIA
Exons: 2
Coding region: 193-2577 (794 amino acids)
Biological process (GO): positive regulation of ceramide biosynthetic process; lipid metabolic process
Cellular component (GO): mitochondrion
Molecular function (GO): protein binding
Source: RefSeq, a predicted model, not a curated record
UAACAGGAACUCUAAUACCCUAAUGUACUUUAUCAUUACAAACCAGGAAAACUCAAAAAACGUCUUGCACUUGGAGGUUAGCGAUUUUUCCACUACACUUUGUGCUGUAUAAACUGCAAACGAAAUCUUCGCACUUCGCCCGAAAAAUAUCAGUGGGACACCUUAAAAAUCUUCUAAUAAAUCUGAAGUAAGAUGACGUGGUUGGGAGACAUCGCGAAUAAUGUCUUCGGAAAAAUGAUGUUUGGGGAUACCCCGCCGAAUGUAGUUUUAGAGGUAAGAACAGAUAAAUAUGGAAAUCGUCCGAUAGAUUGUCGUGAAGAUGGAAUCGUGCUGUACGGUCCUGGUGGGGAUAAAUGCACCGAUAAGUAUGAGAUCAUCCUUCAUCGUCCCUGUGAUGAAACAUUACAUCAAGCUUACAGUCUCUUUCGUGCUGAUAAUUUUGAAGUGGCACAAAUGAGGUUUAUAGUAUACAAAGAUCACAUACCCCCACUUGUGCACAUUUGCAAGGAAUUAUGCACUGUACCCAGAAUUCAAAAGGUUUGCGACGCCCUGUCAAACCAUCCAGAUUGGACACUCGCUCAUUUAGCUGCUUAUCUGGCCUUGUACGACACCUUCCAACAUGCAGUUGUGAAUAAAGAUCUCAACAGUCCUGCGUCAUCAUCAGGAAUUUCUCCCCUUCAAGUGGCAAUCCAGACGAAUAAUCUCCAAAUGGUUCAACAACUUCUCAACGCACAGGGAUCUAGAGAACAUCUCGACUGGAAUGCUAAUACAGUUUACCAUUAUGCAGCUUCUUCAACUAAAGAGAUAAUAUUUGCACUUGGAUGCGAUUUUCCAAAUAUUCUGAACAGCAGAAACAGUGCUGGACAAACGCCGCUCCACGUGGCUUGCCAAAGUGACAAACCUGACUGUGUUAAAGCUCUUUUGAUGAUCGGUGCUGAUGUCAAUAUAUCAGCAUUGGAGAGCACCAGGAAUUGUCCAAGCUACGUUGGCGAUCUCCUCAACAGCAAACCCAAUUCUCUAAUUGCUGAAGACAUGAAAUCCGGAGGAACACCUCUACAUUGGUCUUCAAGUAGAGAAGUCGUUAAUGCCUUAAUUGAGAUGAACUGCGACAUUGACGCCCUGAAUUUCGAUGGAAAAACUGCUCUUCACAUUAUGGUUAUAAGAAAGCGAUUGGAGUGUGUCGUUGCUUUACUGAGUCACAUGGCAUCGGUGAACAUAGUGGACAACGACGGCAACUCUCCCUUGCACAUCGCAGUGGCAAAAGGUGGCACCUUAACAAUUGUCCAGAUGUUGCUAGGCUUUGGAGUAGAUUUGAAUUGUAAGAAUUUCAAGGGUGAGACGCCUCGACAUCUCGUCGACAUAAAAAAUAGUGAGGGAGAGAAGAUUUUAUAUGCAUUGCACGCAGUUGGAGCUGAUAGAUGCGGAGCAGAUAUGAAAGAUUGCACACUUGGCUGUAAGUUUGAUGAAAAUUAUAAUGGCGUUGCACCACCCGAGCCUCCAACUUCAGUCCCAAGGACAAUAUUAGAUCAGAUGUUAUAUGUUUCCAGCAUGGAACAAAUGGCCUUCAACAAGCCUAAAAAAUUAAAAGGUGGCAGGUUAUUAUGUCUCGAUGGUGGAGGAAUUAGAGGUCUUGUUCUUGUUCAAGUUCUGAUAGAGAUUGAACAAAUUCUAAAUAAACCUGUGAUAAAUUGUUUCGACUGGAUAGCUGGAACAUCGACUGGAGGCAUUCUAGCAUUGGGAAUUGCCUCUGGAAAAAGUCUCAGAGAGUGUCAGGCUCUUUAUUUUCGUAUUAAACAAGAUGCCUUCGUCGGAUCUCGACCCUACAGUAGUGAUAGCCUUGAAAAAAUUCUCAAGGACUGUUUAGGUGCUCAUACAACAAUGUCAGAAAUCAAACAUCCAAAGCUUAUGAUAACGGGAGUUCUUGCUGAUAGAAAACCAGUCGAUCUCCAUUUAUUCAGAAAUUACGUAUCUCCAAGCACACUGCUUAGUGUUCCCCAAAGCUCAAAAUUUCAAGAUACCUUACCGCCUGAAGAACAACUCCUCUGGAAAGCAGCAAGAGCCACUGGAGCAGCUCCCUCAUACUUCAGAGCGUUUGGAAGAUUUUUAGAUGGUGGAUUAAUAGCUAAUAAUCCGACCCUUGAUGCUAUGACUGAAAUUCACGAGUAUAACUUGGCGUUGAACGCUGUAGGGUGUGGAGAUGAAAUGACUCCAUUAUCAUUAGUAGUUUCAAUUGGUACUGGAGCUGUGCCAGUUUCUCCAUUGAAGGAUAUUGAUGUCUUUCGUCCAGAGAGUCUAUGGGAUACUGUAAAACUUGGUAUGGGUAUCUCUGCUCUUGGAACUCUUCUGGUGGAUCAAGCCACCUGUAGUGAUGGCAGAGUAGUCGAUCGUGCUAGGACAUGGGCAUCUAUGACUGGAGUCCCAUACUUUAGAUUCAAUCCUCAGCUCUCCAGUGAAGUCUGCAUGGAUGAAAAAAAUGACGAAAUACUUGCUGACAUGAUAUGGACGUCCAAGGCGUUCAUGCAUGCUAAUAGAGAACAAAUCAAGGAACUUGCGGCUGUCAUAAAUAGAGAACCUUGAAUUUCACAUAUGUUGGGAUAAAAAAUCAUUGUAAUGAUAAUUAUUUCUCCCGGAAAAUGGCACAUAUUCUAUUUACUGCAGAUAUUUAUGUAAAAUCAUCUACCUCCGAAGAGAUCUGAUGUAUAAUUGUUUUCAUAGCAACACGUUAAGUAUUUUCUGCGAUAUUAAUAUUGUAUGGUUCUCCGAAAUAAUCUGUAUAUAAGUGUAUAUGUAGUAGCCGAAUUCUUGGAGCUAUUCCUAGUCCGAUUUGUUUUAUAAUCAUUAAUUUGACAUUAAUUGAAUUAAUUUUCUCUGAGUAGAACUCUACGGAAAUUUUAAUUUUAUGCAGUAGUUCGGGAUUUUCUAAUUCAAAUUGCUAUUUUUUUAGAAGGAUGAGCAAAUGUCCAUAUUCUCAAUCAGUGAUUAUAUUCUUUUAAAGAAUAACGUUACGUUAGAUAUGAAAUAUAUAAAGCCAACUUAUAAUUUAUCCGUCUUCUAAUUAUUUCUUCAAUCUUAAUAUAAUUACGUACCGUUUAUAAGGGAUGGUAAUUAUUUUGAGAAUUUUCUGAUUACUCUGCCCCAAAAGAUGAGUGAUGAGUCAUGCAUGAUUCAACCAUUUUAUUUUUACUCCUCCAAAUUGACUAUUCAUUGAAUUUGCAUCAUAAUAGAUGAAAUUCAAAACCCAAUUUAUUUGGUACAGGUUUUGACACUAAGGAUGAGACAGAAUAUUGAUGAAAAUUUUUUAGGAUUGAACAAUCUUUAAUCAAAAAUCAUAGGAUGCUUUUGAGUAAUAGUAAUAUUUUCUUGGUAGAAUCGACAUUGCAUAAAUAAAAAUAUAAACUCAGAUGAUAAAAGCUGAUGGAUGAAUACACCAUUCGACGCAUUCUAAUAACAUAAAGGUAUUUCCCUGAAUUUGGUGGUAUGACUCAAAAACGUCAUGCAUUUACCCGAGAAUAAUUUCCUCCGUUGCAUUUUCUGCAUAUUUUUAUUAAAACCCAAAGAUUU